AUCCCACCCACGUGCUUGUACGUGUGAGUGAGCUCUGUCACGUCUCGAGAAGCUUACAGUCACUGACCGGUAACUGGAGCCAGCGAAGGAUAGAAAAGGAUCAAGAAGCUGGAGCAAUCGCGCGAGUCGACAGUCAUACGUAGAAAGUAUUAGGAUCGAAACACGACUGGCACAGCUACGGUUUUCGGCUGCCACUGUAAGGAAGAUCCAGGAUGUUUUUGUGUCGGAAAUGAAUAAAGGAAUUCACCAGCAGCCGUCGUCACUGCAGAUGGAGAAUACCUAUGUCCCGGAACUACUCGAUGGCACAGAGGAGGGCUUGUAUUUGGCGCUGGAUCUUGGAGGCACGAAUUUCCGAGUGCUUCUUUUAGAAUUGCUUCAUGGUACACCUAUACGCGAAGAAGUGAAGAAAUAUCACAUUAGCUCUGAUUUGAGAGUAGGCUCGGGGAUUCGCCUGUUUGAUUACCUAGCAGAAUGCGUCAGUGAUUUCGUCAUUUCACAGGGUCUUCAGGAUGUAGAGCUUCCUCUUGGAUUUACGUUCUCCUUCCCGAUAAUUCAACAUUCGUUGGAUAUUGGAGUACUGGUGACUUGGACUAAAACCUUCAAUUGUCCCGACGUUGUUAACGAAGAUGCCGUGAAAUUGCUUCACGAAGCUUUGGAUCGUCGAGGAGACACUAAAGUGAAAGUCGUAGCGAUUCUGAACGACACUACAGGAACAUUGGUGCAAGGAUCAACGUUGGAUCAUAAUACUGCAAUUGGACUUAUACUAGGCACCGGUAGCAAUGCCUGUUAUCUUGAACGAGCUGACAGAGUCGAACAUUGGGAAACUGAGAGACACGGAGAACGCGAAGUUAUUAUCGACAUUGAAUGGGGUGCAUUUGGAGAUAAUGGUGUGCUGGACUUCAUUAAAACAGAUUACGAUCGUGAAAAUGAUGCGAAUUCGCUUAUUGUAAAUUCAUUUACAUUCGAGAAGUAUAUUAGUGGAAAAUACUUAGGCGAGAUUGUGCGGGUAGUGCUGGCAAAGUUGACCAAAGAAGGCCUUCUAUUUAUAGGGGAUCACACGCCCGGAUCCCUUUUAGUCCCAGGCAAUCUCACAAGCGAUUUAGUAUCUGAUAUCGAACAAGAUUCUGUGGACGGCGACGAUUGCAGUACGAGGAACAUUUUAAUGAAGUUUGGUAUCGAUCCGGACGAAGAGGACGUGAAAAUAGUACAAUACGUUUGCGAAGUGGUAUCUAAUCGUGCAGCUCUUCUCGUUUCGAUAUGCCUAGCAGUCUUGUUAAAACGAAUCGAUAAGAAGAGCGUCACAAUUGCUGUAGAUGGAUCUCUUUACAAACAUCAUCCUAGACUAGAGACAUGGAUAAAACGAUACAUUCCACUGUUAGCUCCUGAACAUAAAUUCGAGAUGAUCCAUGCCGAGGACGGAAGCGGAAAGGGUGCUGCAUUGAUUGCUGCAAUCGCACAAAGACUUCAGAAAAGAUUAGAUUAGUACUAGCUAAAAGUUUCAAGUUCGCUGGCGUAUAAGUUUUUUGUUAGUGGCGUAAGUAAUUUGCAUCGGAUCUCUAGUUAAACAAAUUGUUCAGAGUAUAGAAUAAUUUUAACAAUCAUGUACAGUCACAUUCCCUAUGUUAAUAAUGUCACCAUUCACGUUUCUGAUCUUCCACGUUCAAAGGUCUUAUAUAUAUUUUUGUUAUACCUUUGAAGCGAUAGUAUAUACAAAUUAUUGUACUGUUGUAAUAGAAAGCAUUCUGUUGUUACUCACUUUGUAUCACAGAGUGAUAUUCGGAGGAAGAAGUUAGAUUUAUGCAUUGUAUAUUUUUAUCAGAAAAACAUUUAGAAGGCACGUUACUCAUAAAAGGAAUGUAACGCCGUUUUAUCACACGUCAUCGAAUGUUUGUGUACUUCGCUUAGAAUUUACAUUUUACAGCGUUUAUGAGAACUACGUAUCUUCCUGAAUACUUAUGUUUAAAUACUUUAUUUUUCUUACAUUGUUCAAAAUAUUCGUGACGUUAUUUGUUAUUUGUUAUUAAUUGGGUUUCGUUUUAUCAUUGUUACGUAAGGUUAGUUCGAUCUUACUUGUUGAAGAUUUUUCUCGCAAUUUAAAAAAUGAAAAUACGUGGUAUGUGUGAGGUGUAAUUGUGUACCGUGAAGAAAAUGGUACACUCACGAUUGAUAUUGCGAAUAUUUCUUGAGUAUUGUGAGCAGUUUGUACUCCCAUCUCAAGAAUAUGAGACAAUUGUGAUAUGAACCACUGAACAAAGGUAUUGGAACAAAGUGAUAGGAGAGUUAAGUACAAAAUAAGAAAAAAAUCGCGUAAACAUUCUAGAACACAAAUGUUUGUAUAAAAUGUUAUAUCUUGUAAAUGAUUGCGGGAACGUCCGGUUUUUUGUACUAGCGGAACGAGAUUGUUAUAAUAAAUCCAUAAAUGAAAAUCGA
This is a messenger RNA of Bombus impatiens (common eastern bumble bee), 2430 nucleotides long. RefSeq names its product hexokinase type 2. Gene Ontology annotation, biological process: glucose 6-phosphate metabolic process; glycolytic process; intracellular glucose homeostasis. The coding region runs from base 230 to 1483 and encodes 417 amino acids. The record is from RefSeq and is a predicted model, not a curated record. NCBI's taxonomy places the organism in Eukaryota, Metazoa, Arthropoda, Insecta, Hymenoptera, Apidae. Gene Ontology annotation, molecular function: ATP binding; mannokinase activity; fructokinase activity. The transcript has 9 exons. Gene Ontology annotation, cellular component: cytosol; mitochondrion.